GCCCAAAAAGGUACAGAAGGCGAGGCCCAACUGAGUAUUUUCUGAGAGAACCAUUGGUGGUAUAUGCUAUGUUUGUAUCGCUCUAUUCGUCUCGCAGAGAGAAGAAAUGCCGAGUGCUCUGCAAUUCCAAGCUUCACGCCCAAGCACCAUAGCUCCACUCACGAGGCACGUUUUUUCCGCCAACCUUCACUCACACCGUAGUCUCUCAUUCACCAAACUUUCUUCCCUUCCCCAACCUCUGUACUCCUUCACCGUACAACCCUCACAUCACACCUCCGCAGUCGGAUCUCCGUCGCUCCAACACUGGAACCUCACCAGCCGCCACGUCACCGUUCUCAACGUCUUUGCCUGCGCGACGGCGGCAUGUGCAACGUGGCUAUUCUUCUCCGCGAUUCCCACGCUCCUGGCUUUCAAGAAAGCAGCGGAAUCGAUGGAGAAGCUGAUGGAUGCCACAAGGGAGGAGCUUCCCAACACCAUGGCCGCUAUUCGAUUAUCCGGCAUGGAAAUCAGUGACUUAACCACAGAGCUCAGUGAUAUAGGCCAAGAGAUUACUCAAGGUGUUCGAAGCUCAACUCGUGCAGUUCGCUUGGCGGAGGAGAGGCUUCGCCGUUUGACUACUGUGCCUUCUUCAGCUUCGUUGCAGGGAACGAUCAAUUCGAAAGCCGAGGAUAGUGAUGAGCCUGCGGUGGCCAGAACAGCAAGGGGCGUGAGAGAGGGUAUUGUCAAGGGCCGUGCUAUGUUGCAAAUGUUUUUCACCUUCACCCAAUUUUCAAGGUUUGCUCUCAAAUUUAUCUCUGGUCGUAGAAAAUUGUCAAGCUAGCAUCUUGCCUUGGAAGCCAACAUCACACUGUACACUGGCUUUAUCUUGGAAAAAAAAAAUCAGUUUUGAUACACUUACACA
Vigna umbellata (rice bean) is the source of this 901-nucleotide messenger RNA. Lineage: Eukaryota; Viridiplantae; Streptophyta; Magnoliopsida; Fabales; Fabaceae. The record is from RefSeq and is a predicted model, not a curated record.